GCCAGUUCAGUGUGUCUGCGAGCACCAGUCUCUGAGUCACUGUCCCGCCUGCGACGUGACCAGCUGCAGAAGUUUGCUCAGUAUCUCAUCAGUUACUUGCCCCAGCAGAUUUUGCCGACAGCCCAGCAGAUCCUGGAUGAGUUGCUGUCAUCCCAGGAGACAACCAUGAACACAGCCUAUGGUGCUCCAGAUCCAACUGCAGGUCCAUCUGCCAGUGAGCAGACAUCGUGGUCUCUGGAUGAAGCCACACUACACGCCAACAUCAAGAAGACACUUGUGAAGUUCUGUAUACCAGCACCGAUAGUUUUUAGCGAUGUGAACUAUCUGACGGCCAGUGCACCGCCAGCAGCCACCGAGUGGUUGAGUCUGCUCCGACCUCUGCGAGGCAGGGAGCCUGAGGGAAUUUGGAAUCUCUUGUCCAUUGUUCGGGAGAUGUUCCGUCGACAUGACAGCAACUCUGUACCGUUACUGGAGAUACUUACAGAUGAAGUUCUGCAGUGUGAACAGAUCCUAAUCUGGUGGUUGACAACAAAAGUCUCCCCGUGCAACAACAGCAGUGUCAUCCAUUGUAGCAGGAGCGGCAACUCAGCCAAUGCUACUCAGAAUGCUGCAUCCAGUCUCUGUGACGAGAUCGUCACACUAUGGCGCUUGGGUGCUCUCAACCCAAAGCUGUCACCGUCUCAGCGCCUGGACAUGCUGGCCAAGUUCAGAGACUGGCACAUCAGCACCAUUGAGAAAGUACGCAAGGCUCGAAGCAGCAAUGCCAAUGCCUCUACUACUGGGCUCAAGAAAGGCGACGUGGAAAUGUUCCCAGGUUUCAAACCAGCCAUCGAAGCUUGCUCACUCACCUGGGAUGAUUACCCGAUACCUGGCAUCACCUACUCGGCCAAAGAUGGGUCCAGGUUUUUUUAUCACUUUGGUUCUAAUAAGUCACAUGACUCAGAGAGUAAGAAGCCAUCCCGCGUGCAGCCGGUGACCAUCUGCUCUCAGGACAUCAUCAGCACAGAUAACUCCCACAGAAACCUGGCUCAUUCCCAGAGGUCUCAGGACCAUGAUGGGGCUCGGGGCCGCUCUAGCGACUCCCGCCCAUCCCUGCCAUCUCGUUGUGACUCAGGUCAUGAUGGAGCUUUAAGUUCAGGAUCAGAGGGAUUUUGUGAGCCCGAUAGGGGAUUCAGAGACUCUGAUUCCAGCGGAGAGUAUAAAGGUACACAUUCUCGAACCUCUGCUGCCUCACCAUCACAGGCUGAAGCAGCUCCUGCUGAGGGCAGGCUGGCCGGUGUCGAGGCACCAGACUCCCAGCAGCCACUGCCGGAUGCCUACAAUAUCUACUUCUAUGACACCAAGGCCAAACCAUGUGACCUUGAGAAGAAGAAGAAAGAGAAAGGGGAGGAGCCUAAUGUCUUUGCUGGCUUGAAGAGCGCAGAUUGCAUGCAGGAUAUUUUGUUUGCCCGAGCUGAAGCUCUGCAUGCUCAUGGACAUACCAAAGAAGCAUGUCGACUUGCCCAGAAGCUGGCUGAGGAGAUGUUGAAUAAUCCUCCAGAUCUUCUUGCAGACUCUGCCAACGCUCCGUCCCCGAAAUCCAAGAAAAAGAAAGCUCUAACAAACAUCAGCAUGCUGGCCAGUGGUUUGUUGUCCAAAGCAUCCUUCCUGGCAAGUGUACUCUGUGAGCACGAGGAGUGCCAGCACCUGGCCUUCAAGAUCGGAAUGUUUGGUCUGGAGCUGGCCCGGCCGCCUGCAUCCAACAAGGCCAUCGAGGUGAAGCUAGCCCACCAAGAGUCAGAGCUGCUGCAGUUGUUGAAGAAGAUUCCGCUGGGAGCACAGGAGCUGGCAGAAGUGCGAAAUAAAGCAGAACAGCUGAGAGAUGGUCUGCUCAAGUCACGAGGCGAGGCACUGCUGCCUUUGAAUAUUGCAACUUUCAUCUUUGACACACUGUGUAUCCCAGGUAUGCAAUUGUGUACACAUUGUUGUAGUAAUGAAUUUGUUCUCCGUGUUGCUGUAGGUAUGAAAUUGUAUACAUAUUGUUGUAGUGAUAAAGUUGUUCUCUGUGUUGCUGUAGGUAUAAAAUUGUAUACGUAUUGUUGUAGUGAUAAAGUUGUUCUCUGUGUUGGUAGGGGGGAACUGGCCAUCUCCAUGCUGGUCCACUACAAAGAUGACCAGGUCAAGCUCAGCAAGAUCAUGGACAAGCUGUUGGACAAGGAAGUUCACCAACAGUACAAAGCUCCUAGUCUCAUCAACUAUCUCUCUGGACAGAAGCAGACGGCAUCUUCUCACCUCUCUACUGGUGCUGCCUCAUCUGGCAGCACUCACCAGAAGGAUGUGGCCAGUUCUUCUGGACACAGAUCUCACACUGGUAGAGCUGAAGUUAACAGAGGAUUGGUGCCUGAGACAGGACCAACAGGCAGCACACCCUCAGGUGCAGACAACGACCCAACACCAGUCGGCGGUUCAGCAAAUUUAGCUUCCAAUGGGGGAGCUAGGCCAAAGACAUUCUCUUUGAGAUAUACCAGAUACAAGGGUAGGCAGAGAGUGAUGCCCACCGUGCCCAACCAGCCCAGUGAGGCGGGCUAUCAUUUCAUGUUUGAGCUGGCAAAGACAGUCCUACAGAAGGCAGGAGGCACCUCAUCAACCUCGCUGUUUACCCAGCCCAGCAGCAACACCAGUCACAGCGGACCUCACAGGAACCUGCACCUGUGUGCCUUCCAGAUCGGCCUGUACGCCCUGGGCCUCAGCAACUGUGUCUCCCCCAACUGGUUGUCCAGAACCUACUCGGGGGGGGGGGGGGGGGGGGGGGGGGGGGGGGGGGGGGGGGGGGGGGGGGGGGGGGGGGGGGGGGAGCUGGCCCUGUCCUGCCUGCCACAUGCUCAUGCACUGAACCCGUCGGAGGUGCAGAGAGCUCUGUACCAGUGCAAGGAGCAGAGCCGGGACAUGCUGGAGAAGGCCUGCCUGGCUGUAGAGACUGCUGCAGAUGGCGGUGGUGUUUUCCCAGAGGUGCUGUUUGAUGUGGCCAGGAACUGGUACGAGUUGUCCGAGCUGGCUAGUCAGAACUCCUCUGACACAACUGACGUCAAUGAGAACACCAGGCCUAGACUGGAGUCAAGCAGUCCAGCCUCGUACACCAUGGCCGACUCCACUGCUUCCAGGUGUUUCCCUAACCAACCGCACGCUAUCGUGCACACUAUGCACCCUGUCGAAGUAGUCACUGCAAGUCCACCUACUGGCACUCAGGCACAAGUGCACAACUCGGCUGUGGCUAUCCCACAGAUGCAGCCCACCUCACACAACCAGAUGCAGCUCAACUAUCUCCUGGCCACCUUCCGCACAGGCAUGCUGGCCAUGGAGACCCUGUCCCGCAAGGUGCACGAUGACCGGCCUCAGACCAAGUACGCCCGCAAUCCUCCGUACGGAGAAGAUGUCCGAUGGUUGUUGAGUGUCACCAUUAAACUAGGAACAACAUUCCUGCAGCAGUUCUGUGCUAGUGCUGUCAACGCUGUGGUCAGCCCGUUUGUGCUAUAUGACCUGGCCAUGGAAGCUGCCCGGUUCCUGGCCCGCAACAACCCCACUCACGUGCCCACACAGUUGAGAUCCAACAUUCUCAACUCCUUGUUUCAGAAAUGUCUGCAGAUGUUCAUACAGUGCGCCCACCAGCGGAUACACCACAUCAGCAAUGCAGACUAUGACGAGUUUGUCAGCAUCGUGUGCAACGCACGCAACGCUUUUUACCUGACGCCCGGCGGCAUCGUGCAGUUCAACGAACUACUACAGAGCCUGCGCAGAUCCAAGUCCUGUCGCAAAGACUUGUGGCAGCGGAUCGUCAACGGUCUGGCCAGCGGAACUCUAUGA
Molecule: messenger RNA, 3840 nt
Organism: Candidula unifasciata
Lineage: Eukaryota; Metazoa; Mollusca; Gastropoda; Stylommatophora; Geomitridae
Source: the annotation of a GenBank genome assembly